GUGUGUAGAUGGAACUGCCGUUCACUGGCUUUGAGCUGACCUUCAUCAUCGUUGCCUUCGUCAUCUUCUCUCUCUUCAGCUUGGCUUCAGUUUACUUCCAACCACAAGCAGCAGAUCCAGAAGACGCUGUCUGCAAAGUAAAGAAGCCAAAGAAAUUGAAUAGAAAGCAGAGAGUGAUCAUGAAGCUGGCUGGGCAGAAGCCAACGUAGCAGUCACAGAUCUCUUGCUUGAUCUGUAGCACCGCAGGAUCCUUUUAUGUACUCUGGAAUUCUUAAAACUACCUGACAGAUUUUAUUUUUUGGUUGAUUAAAAAAUGUCAUUAUGGCAUAUAGUGUUAAGUUUUAUGAAAUAAAGGCUAUACCUAAUUGUUUCCCCCAUGAAAAUGUAGUUGCCCUCUGUGCAGUACCAUCUCAUACAAAUCUUGAAAAUGUCAACUUUAAUAACUAGUAAUGUAUUUACAUGAACACAAUUCAGCAGUGGUGAGAUGUUACAAGACAUAAUUAAGUACAUCCUUAGUUACACUUCAUCAUUGGGGUAAAUAAAUUGUACUUUAAUUGCACUACAUUUUUCAGACAGUUUUUUCCCAAUGCACUUUGUGUAUUUGCAACUACUGCUUUCUGCAGCAUUGAGGUCAAUAUUCAGGGUGGAUACCCAGUUUGUGUGUGCAGAGCAGCCGCUGUGUCUGGGUUAGGAUUUAACAAACCAAGUGACUUUUGGCCCCAUUGGGGGGACAUCCUGGGGAGGUUAGAGACUGCUCCCUGUUGAGUUUGCCCCUUGCCCCCUGAGCCCUCCGUCACUUCUUUGCAGUCGGCCGUCUAGUUGCCAUCACAGAGGGGAGGAGCUACGUCAGAAUAAAGACCAAGUUAAUCAACCAUCGUGAGAUUCUAUCUCUCUCUUCACGGAGAGCAGAAGAAAAAGAGAAAAAUGCCCGGCUCAUUUGUGUUGUCUGAUGUGUGCUGGUGGUCAGGACUGUUUGUGUGUGUAUUGGGUGUUUCAUACUGUUCAUGUGUAUGUGCAUCCAUUGGGGACUGUAUUGGGCAAUUGGAGAUAAAGGGUCUUAAGAGUAAUUAAGCUCUGGCAGGCUGUGGCCCUCAUUAACACUGACGACCUUAUGGCAUAACAACAGAGCAGCUAUCAGUGUAACGACGGCCAACGAACUGACCCAUCAGAUCACAAUCAACACUCGUACACACACAUGCACAGACUGUGGUCAACACCCCAAAAAUCAGACUUCGCGGCACACAACAUCUCUGCUAAUCACUCUUUCACAACACCUUCUUCUGUUUUCCCCUUGAUAGGUGGAUCUUAAGAGAGAACUGCAGUCAAAACAACUUUAAUUAUACUUUUGAAACACUUUCUAUUGUUAACAUUGUAUGUAAACACAUACAAAGUAAAAUUACUACAAAUAAGCCAAAUACUGCAAACAAAGAAAAGUUUUCAAGAUAGAAUAACAAGCUUUCACUAAAUAAAAAAGAGAGAGACAGACACCAUACAUGAUAUACAAGGUGAGAAAUAUCUGAUGUGUAUGUUAAUGUGUGGGAAAUAUGUAUAAAACAUUCUUUUACUUGUAAAUUAUUGUAUGGAAUCUUGUUAAUUGGGUCCACAAAUGUCAGAGAAUGGUAAAUAAGAAAAAAAAAAGCAAUCAUAACUUCCCAGGAGCAUCUGUGACGCAAUACUUUUUCUGUCCGACCAACAUGCUAAAAUGCAACAAUAUUUAGUUACUGUCAUACAUAACAUAACAACACAGACACUAAAUUUCUUAUGACAAAGGUAAACCAGCAGCAUUUCACAUUUUUGCUCUCACAACUCAUCAAUUAUCACAAAGAAUUUAGACCCUUUUCCUAUGCUAACCUCUAGAACAGUUUUUAUACCAUGAAUAUGCUUUUUAUGAAUCACCUUGACAUGAGAAACAGUAACCUAAUUAAAACAGCAAAUAUUUUCUACAUAUUACCGUCAAUUACGUCGUCUAAAACAGGCAAACUUUGAUCUUAGUCAAAAAGUAUCCAAUCAAAAGUUCAAAUAAAAAGGUGAUCAGAAACAGAAACAAACGUUUCAAACAUCUCAGCUGGACAGAUGUCUCAAUUGGAUUCAGCCAGUGAAAAUAAUCCUGUUACUCCAUUACACUGAUGCCAAUAUGAUUCAAGAUCAUCCUUAAAAGAGUUGUGCUGCCCAACUAGGUCUAAAGCAUUAGAGAUAUAUUUCAUGACAAUAUUCUGAUAGCAAACAAUCUAUUGUCUUAAUGUGAAUCAAAUGUUCUUUACAGUCAUCAGUAAUAAUCCAAUUGAACACUGAAGCGAGAUUAUGAUCUAUAACAUUGAAAACAUUUAGGUGGAGCAGCAACAGUAGUUUAAUGACAAAACCACUGAUUGUAGACAAACUAUUGGCUCAAGGUUUAUCAUGUCAUCUUUCCAGGACACUGCUUCUAUUGUUAGCCUUUUAAAGUUAAGCGUUUUAAAUCCCCCCGACUCUUAAAGACUCAUCUCCCUCCAGUAUGAAGAUGAGUGAAGAGAAUAUCUGCCCAGAAUCAAAUACAGCUGUUCUGAAGACUCAGGCUGGAGCAACACCUGACUAGUUUUUUGUCUCUAACUUGUUACCCUUCUGUAUGUAUAUAAGUAUUUGUCUAUGCCAUGAGUUCUUGUGUACAUUGCAGUUUGGUUCAGCAGAGUGGAAAAGAAACAGAGUGUUUUUAUGACUCACUGUUCCUCUAAACAAGUUUUAUCAGAGAGGAAGCUCUUUUAUCUGUUGGUCCUGGUCAGGAUAUGGGAAGAGUGAAAAUUCAGGAGAUGAGGAGAGGCUGAAGCUUCCUCUUUUGUCAUAAAGAUCACAGCUAAUAAUAAGACUCAGACUAUAGUAACAGUAGUAAUUACAGCAAUGGGUUUGCAGCAAAACUCUGUCUGGAGCAACACACUGCAGGGAUGACAGAAAGUUACCACCAGUGUGAUAAAUUCGCUGCAAAUUGGUUACUAAUAAAAAACACUUUUUGGAAAAAGGUUUUUCUUAAGCCUUUAUGACUUAAAAAGACAGCUUAAGAGAGACAAGGAAUGAUGGGAAAAGAAAAUUAGGAUGACAUGCAGCUUAGAGCCAGGGGUGUGGGUCAGACCAUGGGCUAGAGCGGCGAGCACUUCACCUCUGUUUAUGGGGGUGCUAUACAAGCAGAGCGAAUACAGGGAGCCUCAGGAGUAGUGACCACUUUUUAACAUAUAAACAAUCAGGAAAUUUAACGGCACGAUACAGAGCAACUGGCAACACGAUACAUUGUUGGAAACUUAUGAGCUAUUUCAAGUAAACAAUAGACCAAUAGAGCACAGCUCUGGGGUGUUUUUCAGACAAUGUGAUGUGGAAAUAACUUGGAGCAAGGUUCAUCUGUGCAGCGCAGCCCUGCCAAGGCAGUGAUGCAGGUUAACAAGAGGCUUCCCUCUGUUUGUGUGUGUGUGUGUGUGUGUGUGUGUGACUCCCUCGUAGGGGAGUGUUUGAGCCGGCUGGGUAAUCCCUGUAAAGACGUAUAAUCCCCAGGCAGAGCAAAUAUUACAACAUGUUCUGCUCGGUCACAUAAGAAACCUGGUGGGAAGAAUUUGGUAUGAUUCACUUGUUUCUGGUUUGAAAAACAGAAACAGAGAGAGAGAGAGAGAGAGAGCUGGGUAGAAACUGGAGAAGCAGUUGGAUGCAGCGGAAACCAGGUGGCUCUGAAUGACAAUUGAGACAAAAUUAGCAUAUUCAAAUAAGGAAAAUACAAGUUUUUUAAAAGACAAUGGCAGCUGAUAUGCAAAGUGCAGACUACCACUGAAACAAACUACAUACCUCAGCUGAGUAUUUGCAGCAGGAUGAAUGUGUGUGUACAAGAGUGUGUGUGUUGGUACGUUGGCCAAAUCCAUGAGGAAUCUCUGUCAUUUCAAGUAACAUUUUUGCAAACACCAUAAAGCAAUAAAGGUAACAUUUGAAAAGACAUGAUGACACUGACACAUAAACACACAUACACACACAAGCACACAUGCCACUGAAACACCCCACAGACUAAGAGACCUUUUUUGGCUCCUUUUGUCUAAUUUUAAGGCUAAAAGGAGCUGGCGGUCCAGAUGCUUGUUCAAAGUCUCUGAGACUAUUUUUGAGCCCCCUGGUCCAUUAGUGUCCUGCUGUUUCUCUUAAUCCUCAUUCACAUGUAAUGGCUGACAUUUCAUCUUAAUGUGUUAAUUCAUUAGUUGGGUGCUGAAUGGAGACUCAGUCCACAGAGACAGCCGUAAGCAGACACGCUAAUGAGUCCCAACACUUUGCAAAAGCCGCUGGCAACCACAGAGCUAAUGCCAAGUGAACUGGGUUACCUGCUGAAAGAAAAUCCCCUCAUGUACCACCAACUGACAGCCUAAAAAAGUGGGGCUGGGACUAUCUUAAUGUACUUCUAAAAACAAAGUUCCUGUAAGUAGAUUUUUUUUUUUUAACUGUCCUCUAAGAAUUCUAGACAUCACUCUUCAAUUUUGUCUAAAAGAGUCUAAAAUUAAGGGUCAAACCAGAAACUAUAAAAACAAGAAGGAAUUAAACGAGACAUCUGAUGCAAUCUUUUCUUCAUAGUUUUAAAGAUGUGAUACUUUUUUGAAAACAAUUUUACUUAUUCUUAAGACAAUUGAAAGCUUUUUAGGGAAUAAAUAAUUAGGAUGACAACUAGCAUUAGUGGGCAGACAACUUUAUGCUACAUGUACGCUAUUUGCAUUAAAAGAACACUUAUAACUACAAGCCUACGAACACACACUCCCCACAGACAGUCCUGCAGACAGACAGACAGACAGUCCUGCAGACAGACAGUCAGACUUCUUUAAGUAUUGUUAGUCCAAUGCAUCACUGGCUUCAAUUCAUUCGGGACCCUUGCUCCCAAAAUUCUCAGUGCAAACACCCCUCUCCACCAGCACCAAUACCACCCGCCACCCAAAACCCCCAGAUGUGUGUCCUCCUCUGUGCGGGGGUAGGUAGGGGACAAGUGAGGGAGGGGGGGAUCUGGCCUCAAGAGCCUGCCACUUUCAACUGCAGUUUCUCAUAUCUCUGUUCUAAUCUUAUAAGUGAUAUAUCAAAUUUGACUGCUUCUUCCGCUCUCUUUGAAUAUCUCAAUCAUUUAUAGCUGCACACAUAUGAAUGCACACGCAAAAAGGAGCAUGCAGGGGAGUGUGUGUUCAAGGGGCAGUUAGAGGGCAGGGAGGGGGCUUCCUGUCACUUGAAUCACCCUCUACAUGUGGGGUCAAUAUGUGCAAUGCUUUAGUGUGUGUGUGUGUGUGUCAGAGCUUGAGGAGGGGGCUGCUGUGGGAGCCAUUGCACCCUCACCCCCACCCAUACCCGCCCCCCUCCCUCUAGAAAGCUGUAUAAAGGAGAUGGGGGGAAAGGCACCUUUGUCACUUUGCUCUCAGACACAGAGACAAUCACUCUCACUGGACACACAAACACUGGUGGACACACACAUUCCUCUGGGACCUACCCAUCAGUCUCCUGAGAAAAAGAGGGACAUCAGCGGACUGAACUCUGCUGCUGUGUCUUCUGGACUGAAACCGAGAAAGAGAAAAAGAGAAUUAAACAUCCCAGAGCACCACCAAACAGUCCAACUAAGAACCAGUGAGCCUCUAUUAUCAUUGACUGAGCCUUUCAGAAGAUAAAAAGCGGCCUAGCCAUGAAGAUCUUCAACCUGCUGUACCUGCUCUUGCUGCUCGUAGCUGUUGUGGCGCCAAUCUCCUCCGCCAGACCAGAUUUCCUUAACCUGAGAAGAAAAUACCACAGACACCACUGCCCACACAGGCGCUGCUUGCCCCUCCACUCCAGGGUACCCUUCCCCUAAGGUUGAAGCACAACUCUGAGGGUGACCUAAGGAAAGAGAAAAGAAAAACACCACACAAAGGCAGUGUGUGGCCAAAAGCAGGGCCCCAGAACCAAGAACUGUGAACUGGAGCUAAACUAUGGGACACCUUAAAAAGGUCACAACAUGACUAUCAUGUCUUUGCAGCUACAUACAUUCCAACAAAUGCAGAAUAUGUGACGUUAUGGCAUCCCGGUGGCCACUGGUCUGGGUAUGUGUCAAGUUGCAAGCGGCAUCUCCUCUUCUUCACCAGCAGAAGACGGAAAGACAAAGCAAAGACAGAAGGAGCCACAUCAACAUCUGACGUCGACAAUGAACGUAAAAGCUACGGACCAAAGAGCUGGAAACAUCUGAGCGACUGCAGCUAAGAUGAACAGCAACUUCGGAGCAUUCCUUUCAAAGUGUUUAUUGUGGAUGUAUGCACUUCAAAUGUUGAUUGAAUUUUAAAAUUUUAAAAUAAAAAUAUAUCAAUGAA
Labrus mixtus (cuckoo wrasse) is the source of this 6302-nucleotide messenger RNA. RefSeq names its product apelin receptor early endogenous ligand (gene apela). Gene Ontology annotation, biological process: apelin receptor signaling pathway; heart development. The record is from RefSeq and is a predicted model, not a curated record. Lineage: Eukaryota; Metazoa; Chordata; Actinopteri; Labriformes; Labridae. Bases 5645 to 5809 code for a protein of 54 amino acids. The transcript has 4 exons. Gene Ontology annotation, molecular function: apelin receptor binding.